GUGCCGCGCCACCCAUCGGAAAAGGAAGGACCCGCAUCUUAUUAGGCGUAGCUGAAGAGGCAAAGAAAUGGAGUUGUUAGGGGGAUGCUACGAACAGAUACUGUUCGGGUUCGUGGUACGCCCGGGCAAGACCUGGGCAGCUGUUCCUGAUUUCACCCACCAUGCCCACAGUGCUUCAUUGUCAGCAGUAGCUGUGAAUGACAGAUAUGUAGUCACUGGCAGCAGGGAUGAAACCAUACAAAUCUAUGAUAUGAGAAAGAAGAUAGAACAUGGGGCAUUGAUGCAGCACAAUGGUACCAUAACUUGCCUGGAAUUCUAUGGAAGUGCACAUCUAUUGAGUGGAGCUGAAGAUGGAUUCAUGUGUAUUUGGAACACAAAAAGAUGGGAAUGCUUGAAGUCUAUUAAAGCGCACAAGGGUCAUGUGACAUCUCUUUCUAUUCAUCCUUCUGGAAAGUUGGCAUUGUCAGUAGGAACAGACAAGACAUUAAGAACAUGGAACCUUGUAGAAGGAAGAUCUGCAUUCAUAAAAAAUCUAAAACAAAAUGCCCAUCUUGUUAAAUGGUCACCUAGUGGCGAGACGUAUGCGGUGGUUAUAGAUAACAAAGUGGAUAUGUACAAGCUCGAAACUGCUUCUGUCUCUGGCACCAUUGUUACAGAAAAGAGAAUAUCUUCAAUAAAGUUUAUUACAGAUUGCAUACUUGCCAUUGUAGGAGAUGAAGAAUUUGUACGGUUAUAUGACUGUAAAUCUGAAAAAUGCCUUUGUGAAUUUAAAGCUCAUGAAAACAGAAUAAAAGAAAUCUACAGUUUUGAAAUGGAAGGCUCACAUAUUCUGGUGACCGCAUCCAGCGAUGGCUACAUUAAAAUGUGGAGUCUUGAUCUUGACAAGAUUAAGGAUUCCCCAUCAUUGCUAUGUGAAGUAAAUACUAAAGCCAGGCUUACAUGCUUAGCAGUAUGGCUCAAAAAAGAUUCAGAAACAAAGCAGAAUACUAAUGAAGCUGCAAUAUCUUCAGCUCAAGCUCAUGAAGCGGAAGAGCCACUGAUUAAGAAAAAGAAAAUUUGUUGGACAGACUGUGAAAAGUCAGCAGAGGGAGAUGGCGAAGAAUCCUCCAUGAAAAGAAAACCAUCAGAAAUACAGCAAAAGAAGAAAAAAAAGUUGCAAAGAGUAAAAUGAAUAUGGAUUCAUUACCAUUUUCGGUCCUGAACAUAUACUAAAUGAACAUAUACUGAACAUACACUAAAACCACCAAUCAGUUUUCACCUUUUCCAUUUAAAUGCAAUAUUAUGGCAGUCUAUUUAUGACAAAUUGAUUUAUUAAUAUUUAUAGAAAAUACCCAUUUUGUUUAAACUGUAUCAGUUUCUAGAUCUUUUGACUAUUUUAAAGGUGGUAGGAACAACUAUCAAAUAAACAUUUUAUAAAAUAUCUGAAAUUUCCUAUUUCAGCAAGUUGCUAACAGAUUCAGGAGCUUGUGAGUACAUUGAAUGUGUUUGUUUUUUAAUUUUUAUUUGAAAUCUAUUACAUUUUUGGACGAGCAAAUCAAACACAGAAAAUCCCAUGGCAUCAAAAUAAUUUUAAAAUUAUUAAUACAGUUCCCAAAGUCGUUAUGUUGUUUUCCUUAGCCCUUUCUUUUAGAAGGAAAACUUACACUGUUGGCACUUCAUUUGUUGGUCUAAAUAAGGACUCCGUGUAUUUUUGGAUACAUAAAUAGAACAUAUCUUAGUGUGUCUCAAUAAAGAGCAGACACAUUUAUGAAAAGGAAUGUACAUGUAGAUCUAUUUUCCCCAAUUAGGAAGUGCUUCCAAUUGAAUGAGCUCUAGAUCUCCUGUGACCAUAAGGUGUUUUAUGGCUACAGAGCAAAGCAGACCAGCAGAUCUUAAUAAAUUCCUGAAUAUAGCCCUACAUUUUGACAUAAGCACCUCUCCUAUGAGCAACUUCACUAGCCUGGUUGUUGCACUAAACCUUUCAGAGCAAGCUUUCACUCAAAUAAUAUUCAAACUGGAUUAGGGUGAUUUUUAAAGGUGUUAUAAAUCUAUUCCAUAACAAUAAUUUGCUUACACCGGAUGGGCUUCAACAAUAAUCAACCAAAACCCUUCUACUGUGGCUAGAAUAUUUGCAAAUACAAUGGGUUUUUUAAAAAAAUGGUUACUGUUACAAGAUACAGGCCACUAAGCUCAUUUGAACGUUUCAAAAGGCUUACUCAGUGAACAGGGAAUUGUUCUUGCAGAUAUACCCAAGUAUUACUUAAGGAACAACAAAAUAAUAAAACAACUUGCAUGAGCAAAUAGGGGAAGGGGGUUAGGAAUAGAAAUUGCAGGUGUUCCACCUAUAGUAUUAAAUUGCUUGAAAAGUGGG
Messenger RNA from Elgaria multicarinata webbii, 2350 nucleotides. It is a transcript of the gene PAK1IP1, whose product is annotated as PAK1 interacting protein 1. Lineage: Eukaryota; Metazoa; Chordata; Lepidosauria; Squamata; Anguidae. The transcript is spliced from 10 exons. The record is from RefSeq and is a predicted model, not a curated record. Gene Ontology annotation, molecular function: protein binding. The coding region runs from base 68 to 1171 and encodes 367 amino acids.